Molecule: messenger RNA, 1398 nt
Organism: Apis cerana (Asiatic honeybee)
Lineage: Eukaryota; Metazoa; Arthropoda; Insecta; Hymenoptera; Apidae
Product: lys-63-specific deubiquitinase BRCC36
Biological process (GO): protein K63-linked deubiquitination; DNA repair
Cellular component (GO): BRCA1-A complex; BRISC complex
Molecular function (GO): metallopeptidase activity; cysteine-type deubiquitinase activity; protein binding
Source: RefSeq, a predicted model, not a curated record
GUUAUGAUAUGUUGUAUUCUAGAUAUAAACGAGGAUUUUACCUACAAUAAUAAGUGAGCAUUGGUGCAUAAUUGAUGAAGUUAAUUUGAAUAUUAUGUUUUAUGAAAUAUAAUUUGCAUAACAAUACGUAAAAAUAGAAUAAAAAAAUUAUAACAAUUUAAAUUUGUAUCUUCAUUCAUAAGAAAAAGUAAAUAUAUAUAAUAUAUAUAUAUAUGUACAUAUAUAUAAAAUUCGUUUUAAUGACUUCUAAAGUUUUGAUGAUUUUUAUCAUUAAUAAAGUAACUAUUAUUUCAUGAAUUUGUUGAAUAGUUGAAAAUAAAAGUGUAAGAAGAACUAAAUAAUAAUCGAUUUUACAUUAAUCUUAAUUUUGAUUCAUAUAAUAUUACAGGUUCUACAUUUAUAUUACAAACAUUGAAUUUAAAAUUUACAUAAUGGCUACAUUUACAUUAGCAAAGGUAGAAUUACAAACUGAUGUAUACAUGGUAUGCUUGCAGCAUGCCUUGUCAACAGAAAAAUUUGAAGUAAUGGGAUUACUAAUUGGAGAUACAGAAGAUAAUAUUGCAAGAAUAGUGGCAGUCAUUAUUUUAAGACAUUUGGAUAAAAAGAAAGACAGAGUAGAAAUUUCAACUGAACAAUUAUUAAAAGCUGUUGGUGAAGCAGAUCGUUUAAGUGAAGAAUUAAAACGUCCUGUACGUAUUCUUGGAUGGUAUCAUUCUCAUCCUCAUAUUACAGUUUGGCCAUCACAUCUUGAUAUUAGAACUCAAACAAAUUAUCAAACAAUGGAUCAUGGUUUUGUUGGUUUAAUAUUUUCAGUAUUUUCAGAAAGUAAAGAAUCUAAGGAGCAAGAAAUUUCUUUAAUUUGUUUUCAAUCUCAUAAUGAGAAAUUAACAGAAAUUCCAUUAGAAAUUGUACAUACACCAAUAAUAUCAAAUACAUGUCUAAAAACAAUGACAAAUUUGUUAAAAUUAUUGGUACAAGAAGAAGAAGAGAUGGCAGAAACAUAUAAAGAUCAACAAGAUAUUCUUGCCAGCAUACACAAUAAUGCUGUGAGAACACGAACAUUAGUUCAUAUAACAGAUAUAAUUACUAAGCCUUUGGUAUUAAUGUUUAAGAAAAGGAUAGCUUUAAAUAAAUUACGUGCUGCAUAUCUUCGAAGGCAGCUACAAGAACUACAAAAAAUAUAUAAUUGAUGAAAAUUUAUGUUAUAAUUAAAGACAAUGUUUCUCUAUUUUUUCGUGUGUAUAAGUACAUUAAGUUGAAUUUUUUUUUAUUGCAUAGUAAUGAAUUCCCGUUUUAUUUUCGUAUUAUUUAUUAUUAUAGAAGAUGAAACAAUAUUCUGCAUAAAAACUGUAGUAUUAUAUAAGAAAUAAAAUUUCAUUAAUUUUUUUUCACGUUUAA